CUCGCAAGUCGGACGCGAGCAGUCAGUGCCGAGCUCUCGCGCUCGCUCGACGUCUCGUUACGUUAUCGUACACCCACCAGUCCUGCGAUACAUAUUUACGCGUGCGACGAUACGUUCGUAUCCGAGUCCUUCGCGAGUCUCUUUUGAUCACGGGCCAGCGGGCCGAUAAGCGGGCCCGAAAGAGCAGCGGCACACUGCGGCCGAGUCUUCAUGAGGGCCUUCGUUCAGCGCCGCAAGGAGCGAGGAUGACGUCGACUUGCACGAAGACGAGCCGAGUGAGAAUGCGACUCGCCAUCGCCGUCUGCUUGCUCGGCUCCUUGAUCAUUGGCGCGCAGGCCGAUCUCGAGUUUUACAACCCAAGACCUGCCGAGCCGAAAGUCGGCGGGAGCAGCAGCAGCCUCGAACAGCUCGUUCGUUAUCUCGAAUCACGGCGUCAGCAGCGCAGCCAUCUGUCCCAUGCUCCGCUCCAAAUCGACGAGGACGACAACGACGACGACGACGACCCCGAAGGUGGCGAGCUCAGCGAGGAGAACACCGACGACGGCGACGAAGACGACGAAGAGCAGCAGCAGCAGCUCCGACGCCGACAGCAGCACCUGCUGAGCCUGGCGCUGCAGAAGCAGCGGGGACUCUUCAGGGACGAUCUGCCGGAGAGGCCGAGCAUCAUCGACGCGCUCCAGAGGGAGGCCCAGCGCGACCCCCUCGAGUACGUGCGCGAGCUCGACAGGCAGAGGCUGCUGCCCUACUUGGAGUACGAGCCCGCUCCGAGGGUCAAGCCUUAUCCUCUCAAGGACGAGAUGAGGGCGCGCUUGAUGCCGUCGCAACUGGGAAGCGAUCCUCGCCUCGACUAUCCCGAGCCCCAACAGCAGCAGCAGCAGCAACACGAAGUGGCCAAACAUCCCUCCUUGGAGUCCGUCCUGGCGCGUAAGCUCGAACUGAUGGCCGCCAUUGCAGCCGCGGCACGCAUGCAUCAGCUCCGGGAGCGGCUUCAGCAGCAGCAGGACGAGCAGCAGCAGGCCAGACGUCGUCAGCCCGAGUUCACUUUCUCCUUCGGCAAAGUCGCCACUGGGACGGAUGACGACACGCCCAGGCCCUUCGCAGUGGCUCCCAACGAUCCCCGAUACUACGAGGAGGAGCCUCCACUCGUUGAUCAACAUACGGACGAGGAAACGUUGAAAAUGUCGCGAUUCGAUACUCCGGCCGAGCAACAUCAGUUGCAGCAGCAACAGCAAAAGCAAAAGCAAACUAUAGCUUCGGAAAUGCAAGACGAGAAUUCGGAUUUGCAAGGGCCGCGGCAGAGCAUAAGUGUUACGAAUAAAGCGAUAAUCGAAGCGACCACAUCACGGAAAAUAUGGAAGAGCGCGAGAGACGAAAACGAAGCCGAUUGGCUACCGGAAGUCAAUGUGGGACCGGUCACGAGCUCGUUCGCCUUUGGCAUGCUGCCGGAGCCGCAGAGGCGUGCCGAGCACGAUCCUCUCGUCGUUUCGCUCGACAAGGACGGGAGCAACCGAGAUCUAUACUUCAUUGUCUUGGUUGCGGGUUGCAGUGCUGCGGCGAUGUUCGCCCUCGUCCUGAUCAGCUUGACUUGGUGCAGGCUGAGACGAGAUUCAAAGGCUGCCGCCGACGUGGAUUACCCGGCUUACGGCGUCACGGGACCGAACAAAGUAGUCUCGCCCUCGGGAGAUCAGAGACUCGCUCAGUCCGCCCAGAUGUUCCAUUUCCAGCAUCAGAAGCAGCAGAUCAUCGCUAUGGAAAAAUCGAGCAAUCAGGAAGCGGGCUCGGUUUCGGAGCCGGAGAGCGACGAGGAGAAUGACGAGGGUGACUACACGGUCUACGAAUGUCCGGGUUUGGCACCGACCGGAGAGAUGGAAGUUAAGAAUCCGCUCUUUCACGACGACUCCGUCACGUCGCAGAAGUCAAAACCUCGUCCCAAUGGCAAAGACGCUUAAUUAACGAUUGAUUGCUAUAACACACACGAGCCACAUACAGACACACACCUCAAGUACCUGUAGCUAGACUAAUUGCCGAGUACAAUAAAAAACAAAUCAACAAACCAUAUAUGCAUACGACGAACUUAAGUCAACGCAAGAGACGCCAGUCCAACUAUAUAAUCUACUUCAAGAAAAAAAUCGUCCUUAAAUAUUAAUUGAAUGUUGUGAUGGGAUGUUGACAGCGUGUAUCUUUCUUUCUUUCUUUUUCUUUGCUACUCGUCUAUUUAUUGUGCACUGUGGCCGUAUCUUAAUUGUUCGUGUUAGUCUGCGAGCUGAUGCAGUUCGUAUAAUGUCCCGCAAUCAGAAAAAAAAACCAGUGCAGUAUAUACUUACAUAUAGAGAGCAGAUACACGAGUACUAAUUGUCGUCGUAUAGCUAACAAAAAAAAUUAUGUGUUAUUGUGUCAGUGUCAUGCAUGCGUAUAUCUUACUCGAAUUUUGUUCAAAAUUCAUAUCUUUACCAAAUCAUACGCUGGCGAAGCUUUACAAAUUCUAAAGACUAUAAAAUCGUCGCCCCGAGCGAUAUAUUUAAUUCGAUAAACGAUCGAUGCUCCAAAUUUUACCUUAUGUACCUCUUCCAAAAAAUAUGGGCUUUCGUAUGAAUUAGGGUCUUAGAUAGAACCUUGCAUUGGCGUCCAUUAUACAUGUCUAUGGCUAGCUAAAGCUGGAGACACCGACUCAUAGCUUAUUACUGUGCAUUAUUGAAUUUAAAAAUCACGUUGAGCUAUAAUUUAAUGCAGACAUUUCUUCGCCAAAUACUUUCUAUUGGACAUGUAUUUGUGAAAACAAUCAAGCAGCAUUCUACGAUCAUAUUAUUUCUUCAAAUUAAAAUUAUUGCUCGAAACUGUAAAAAAUGAUAUCAUGAAUUCGCGAGGGACAUUCUAUUAACAGUAAAAUAUGUGUGGAUCUUUUAAUUAGCGUUAAUUUUUUUCUAAUGUGUAUUGGUAAUUUUUCUAUUUACAUCGAAGGAUAAAAAGCAACAGAGCAGUCCAUGAAAGUGCCAAAAUAUGGCAUGCUGCCUUACACUCAAGUUUAUUUUUUUACCAUUCAUAUCGAUCAAUUAAAGGCAUCAAAUAAUUGUUUAAUGUUUUGACUAAGGAUUUUUUCAUUGAAAUAAAAGGUCUAAAAAUUAUUGAUGAAUAAUGUCAGAAAUGAAUCCAACCGAUCAGCGCUGGACGCUCAUGAUAGAAGAAUAUUGUUGCAUUGUAAGAUUUGAUGGAUUAGAGGAAUGGACAAAGUUUAAAUGAAUUGAUGCAAUUGCUUCGAAGAUAGAAAAACUUAAUUACGCAAUAUCUUCAUUUAAUCCAGUUGAUUGACAUUGCCAUUUUACGGAAUUAUUUAUUUUCAAAAAAUUUUAUUUAUUGAAAAAUAAUCUAUAAAGGCUAUUGAAAAAGGAAAUUAAAUAAAAAAUGUUUAUGAAAGUAAGGUUUAUAAAAGGAAAAGAUAGAGGCAAAAAAAAACAAUUUGAAAGCUCUUUUACAUUUUUAUGUUUCGAAUGACUGAGAAAUAUAUCUAUUUGAGAAAAGUGUUUAUUUUUCAAAAUGUAUACAGCUUUGAUGCUUGUAGUCAAGGGAACCUAACACUGUACAAUAGAGAGAAUAAGUGAGAAGAUAUAUAAGGCAAACCAGGUUCUAGUAAACUAAAUAAAUUUUGCAAGUGUAUUUAUUGUGGACCAUGUUUUUUACACAAACUAUGAAGUAAUUGUAUAUGCGCACUUUAUUAUUUUAAACAUACUACACUAUAUGUCUGAUGAAAUAUGAAUAACUUGAGUCAAACAAAAACUUUAGAAAAAACAUUCAUGAUUAUCUAUACAUCUGCUGUAGAUAUCUUUUAGAUGAAGUUAUUGAUAAAUUUGAAGGAAUUUUUUGACUGAUUAAUUAAAUUUCGAUUUAUUCAUAUUAUCAUGAUUAUUUGAAAAAUAAAAAAUAAAUUAAUAUUCGAUUGACUCGAUAACUUUCCGAUAUCAUACAUAUGUAGAAAAAAAUAUCAAUGUACAAUAUCCUAAAUAAAGUAAAAAAACGAGAGGAACUAUAACUGUUGGCUGGUCAUCCAGGUAAUAAAGAUUUUCAUUCUAUUGAGAAA
Molecule: messenger RNA, 4072 nt
Organism: Trichogramma pretiosum
Lineage: Eukaryota; Metazoa; Arthropoda; Insecta; Hymenoptera; Trichogrammatidae
Exons: 8
Coding region: 246-1949 (567 amino acids)
Cellular component (GO): membrane
Source: RefSeq, a predicted model, not a curated record